GCGGCUGCCUUUCAUUGGGGCAAAUGCCUCUGACGCAGCCGGUUCCAACAGUAAAACGCCAACAAAAAACCAUAGAACAUCCGUGCAAAUCCAAUUUCGUUGUAGUUUACCGAAAAAUUAUUUUGUAAAUUGUUGUGCCAUUAAUUACCCGAGAACCAAAAAACCAACAAAAAAAACAAAAACAAGUCGACGGACGACACAGUGCACUGAUUUGUUGAAUCGAAUCGAAAGUGCGACAGAUUUUCGUUUUCGUUUUCGUUUCGUUUUUUGUUUAUUUUUCUUUUUCGGUUAUUUUCGGAGUGAAGUGGAGAACGGUAUCGCAUCCGAUUGGGAGGCAUGUAUCUAAAUCGGUUUUAAAACGUAUUUCCCAACAAUAAACACAAUUACCCCACCGCACCGCACCGCAUCGGACCCCAGCCCCCAUCCCCCUUUCAAAGACAGAGAGACAGACACAGCAUGGACACGAGAAUGGAGCUGGAGAGCUAUGUGCAGUCGUCGCCAAACACCAAUCGAUUCGUUGUCGAGGAUUCGAUCACUAAGGUCACGUCGGAUGGAGAGCCGCACGGCAUGAUGACCAUGGUGGCGGGUCUGUCCGGCCUACUGGCAGCCAUUAUCAUUCUGGCCGUGCUCGCCUCCAUGGUGGCCUGUCGCAAGCAGAAGAGCACCACCAGCAAUAAAAGCAGCCCAAGCAGCAGGAGGCUGAGCAAGAAAUCGAUGAACUUGGCCAUGACCAUUGUCGAGGAAGAGCAGCCGCAGCUGGCGGGCAAUCUCAAUGCAGCCUUCGCCGAGAGCACCCUGACCCUCCAGGGCCAGGAAAAGGACAAGGAGAAGGACAGCCAGUGGUCCACCACGCCUACGUCCGUUGUGGUGCAGCGGUAUUAAAUGCAGAUGCGGUCUGGAUUGCCGUGUGACGACGUGAUGUAAUGUGAACGCUUGAGACUGAGGCGGCGGUGGCCCCACCGCCACCACAUAGAUUUAUGCAUACCAUUCAUAUUAUUAUUAUUAUCUUUUUUCGUAAUGGUUUGUUUAAUUAAAUGUAUUGUAGAGUU
This is a messenger RNA of Drosophila miranda, 1049 nucleotides long. RefSeq lists its product as uncharacterized. The transcript is spliced from 4 exons. The record is from RefSeq and is a predicted model, not a curated record. The coding region runs from base 457 to 882 and encodes 141 amino acids. NCBI's taxonomy places the organism in Eukaryota, Metazoa, Arthropoda, Insecta, Diptera, Drosophilidae.